CAGCGGAUCCGGCUGGCCCUGCCGGCGGGCGGUGGGGCCGCGCCCCGCCCCGCGCCCGCAGCAGCCCCGAGCGGCCGAGCGGCACCGGACCCAGCCCGGCCGGGCCGAACCGGACCCAGCGGCGCCGGGCGGAGCCGAUCCGCGCCGUGCCGGUCAGCGCCAUGGGGCUGCUGGAGCGGCUGCGGAAGGAGUGGUUCAUCCUCGGCAUCGUGCUGGUCAUCGCUGUGGCGCGGCUGGAGCCCGGCGUCGGCGUCAAAGGCGGACCCCUGAAACCAGAAAUUACCAUAACUUACAUUGCCGUUUCAGCUAUAUUCUUUAACAGUGGACUCUCCUUAAAAACUGAGGAGCUGACAAGUGCUUUGAUGCAUGUGAAACUACACCUUUUUGUCCAGAUUUUUACACUUGUGUUCUUCCCAACAGCAAUAUGGGUCUUUCUUCAGCUGUUAUCAAUCACACCUAUAAAUGAAUGGCUUUUAAAAGGCUUACAGACAGUGGGCUGCAUGCCACCUCCUGUGUCUUCUGCUGUAAUUUUAACCAAAGCUGUUGGUGGGAAUGAGGCAGCUGCUAUAUUUAAUUCCGCUUUUGGAAGUUUUUUGGGCAUUGUUAUAACUCCACUUCUGCUUUUGCUUUUUCUUGGAUCGUCCUCCUCUGUGCCUUUUACAUCCAUAUUCUCGCAGCUGUUUAUGACUGUUGUAGUCCCUCUUAUUAUUGGACAGAUUGUCCGAAGGUACAUCAAGGACUGGCUUGAAAGGAAGAAACCUCCAUUUGGUGCUAUCAGCAGCUGUGUGCUCCUGAUGAUCAUCUACACAACAUUCUGCGAUACUUUUGCCAAUCCAAAUAUUGACCUGGAUAAAUUUAGCUUGAUCAUAAUCGUGUUCAUAAUAUUUUCUGUUCAGAUGAGCUUCAUGUUUUUGACUUUCCUCUUCUCCACAAGGAAUAACUCUACUUUCACACCAGCAGAUACAGUGGCUAUCGUUUUCUGUUCCACACACAAAUCUCUCACCCUGGGGAUUCCCAUGCUGAAGAUAGUAUUUGCAGGUUAUGAAUACCUGUCCUUAAUUUCCGUCCCUUUGCUCAUCUAUCAUCCUGCUCAGAUCCUUCUUGGCAGUCUGUUGGUACCAACGAUAAAAUCCUGGAUGGUUUCAAGGCAAAAGGCACUGAAAUUAACCAGGCAGCCCAAAGCACCCGUGAAGAGAGCACCCUGCGGGAUGGUAAGAAAUCUUCUGGAGUUGCAUGGACAAGCUGUGAAGGACUAGAGAAAGCAAUGCUGGGAAAUGCAGGCUGGAGGCAUUGCUCCAGGCAAGUCUGCUUUGUGCCGGCAUCUGAAGCUGCAGCAGAGGUCGUGAAAGCGGCCUCUGGAUUGUUCCUCUUGCCAGAAAGGUGGAGAGUGAGAUCUUCAGUGAGAAGUGAAAUUAAAUUUAUUAGUGAUUAAAAGGACAAGAAAGAUGUGUUGGAAGCAAUGAAUGCCAAUGAGGCCUCUCAGCUGCUCCCCUAAGCAAAUUGCAGUCUUGGUGCAGCAUCGGCUUCUCAGUCCCCCAAAUUGCAGUAAUUGAGUCUGGAGCUGAUGGGAGCAUGAGUCACCACUUCAUUUUCUCAUCAGUGGAGGCCAAGUUUUCAAAAUAUUUUUAGAUGCAUUUCCACAAAAAUUUCUGCCAGCCAGUGACCUAUAGAGUGACAAGAAAAUGAGCAAUAGCUGCUGCUGAAUGAGGCUUUGCUCCCUGCCACCUACCCUUCUGAUCAUAGUCAGGGGCAGGGAGGGCAGGUAAAUCAAAGGCUUUUGGAAUUAUUACACAGAAAAGAGCCCUGCUGACCUGAUAGGAACACCUGGAUUUGUUAAGUAACCAAAAUAACCUGUGAAUUCUUGGGCUGCCUGGUAGGUUCAGAUGAACUUUGUGUUGCUAGCCCCAGCCAGAAGCAGGUGUGAGAUUAGCUACUGAUUGUGAUCCGUGCUCCGAGGACAGCCCACAGCCAGCAGCUGCAGCCCAUAGAAGAGGCUGUGCAUCUCCUAAGGAUCCCAUACUCGUACAUCUCAUCUGCUCUUUGCCUGUAUUCAAAACUGCCACCUGGCACAACCACUUGUCACCCAGGUAAGAAAAAGGAAAAAAGCCUCUGGGCGGUAUCCUGUGUGGGAGGGCUACAUCUAGUAUAAUAGUCACAAAAUCAUAGACUUGGGGAUGUUGGUAUGCUGGUGCUGGUUCAUCUCUGGAAGAGAAAACUUACUAUUCAUGGUCAGUUUUCUUAUGAAACAAUUCCAACUUCUAAGGGAAAUCAGCUGUCUAGAAAGGGAAGAAAAUGGAAAGGAAAGACAAUUGAAGGAAAGAAUGAAACUGAAAGGAAAUUGAAGGAAAGACAAUCUCAUUGAUAGGAUUAAAAAAAUUAUGGAGGUCAUGUGAGAACUGGCACUCUGCCAGGAGAAAUGCAGGAAAUAAAAUUUGAGAGUCCUGUGACAAUAAUUGUGUAUGAAAUUCUAUUGGCAAAAAACUUUGCAGAUCUGUGCUCCCUCUGUUCUUUAGCAUGGUGACUGCAGUCCUUCCCUAUUUCUGUCCUUUCUCUGCUGCACACCCCAUACCCAAGAUGUCACAAAAUUGUUUUAUUUCCCAGUGCCUUCCCUGUGUAGUUUUGCCACUUCUUGUCAACACUGCCUGAUGAAGUAAGUGAUAAAAUGUCUUUUUCCCUUUUUUUUAAUUUUAGCUUCUCCUAGUUAGCUGUCCCUAACUGAACCUGGUGUCAUCAUCAAGAUGAUGCUCUCAUCUGUUCUCCAAGUUCUCUUAGAGACCCUGUCCUGUAGCCAAGAAACCAGGGCAGCUUUCCAAGAUGGUGCUUGGGGAAAAAAGCAGAACUCAGCUUUUUGUGCUGACACUGAACAACUUAACCCAUGCAAAUUACAGUUCUUGUAUUCAUUGUUGGGACUCGCAGCUCCCCUGGAAGGGAACACCCACAUGAUGCAGACCUGAAGCUCACUGCUGGAUCCAUUAGAAUCACUGUCAGUCCUUUGAGCAAUCCCAAACUGCUGCUGACAUAUUUUGCCAAUUCUCCAGCAAAUUCUUGCUUGUUCUGUUUCAUAAUAUUGCUUAAAAUUAUAGAAAUGUCGGGAGAACCUCUAUUUUUCUUUCUAAAAAUUACCAAAAAAAAGCUAUUUUGAUCUAUUUUAGGUCUCUGUUUGCCUGAAAAAUUAAAUGUAAUUUCCCAGAAGUGGCUCAGGACUACUAUAUUUGCCUCACACAUUCACUCUGCCCUUCCCCAAAACAUACACUCUUUCAGGUACCUCACAGCGAGUUGUAUAAAGCCCUUUUUUAGAAAACAGCCACAACAUCUGUUUAUCUGGUCCAAUUCCCUGAUAAAUAAAAUAUAUCCCAGAGGCAUAAUAGCGUGCUAAAAAUAAGAGUAUGACACAAUUUGAGCCAGCUAAUCUGGUAACUCUGUUUGCUGCAGCUCAUGGAGUGUUAAUGUGAGAAACCUGUAUCUUUCCAGCCCGGCUGGCUGUGAGCAUCGCACGGGGAUCUCUCCCGGAGCCAGAGCCAAAUCCCAUAGUACUGCGCUGUCCUGUGCUCACAAACUUCCUCCCUCUGGCCUCUCCAGGUGUAAAAAACCUAGGGGAAUUGUGAUAUGUGAGAUUUUGUGUGAGUCAGGGAGCAGAACAGAAGCGCCGCAGUCAGUGGAGCCCGACUUGUGUCGUGUUUGCGAUCAGGUAGUGCCUGUUUGUGACAUUAAACGUGUAACUUCUCGGAUUAUAAAAGGCAGAAAGAGCUGUGUGUACCUGCACAAUCACAUAUCAGCGUCCCAAAUAAUCUCAUGGUAAUUAUCUAUCAGGGCAAUAUCAAAAAACCCAACAAAAUUCAAAUCUUGCUGGUAUCAGUUUUUCAGACGAUUUUAUGGUAGGGUUUUUUUGUUUUGUUUUAAAGUAAGGCGCAUGGUAUGUGAGGAAAAAACUCCUCCAUGUGUACCACUAUGUACAAUAUAUAAUUAUCAUCUAUGUUCCAUAAUUUGAUCACAUAUUUUUAGGAACGUAUUUUCUUAUCUAUCUGUCUGCUUUCAACAGCAAACUCCCUCUGCUAACUCAUCCCAUUUGAAUUUUUAUAUUUCAAUUGAAUAAGAACCUUGAAUUUUGGUAUAUGCAUAAAUAUGCUCCAGUAUAUGGCAAGCAGCAGCUUCCUAUGUUUAAAAAAUAAAUUUAGUGAGAAUUUUCAAUAUUUUUUUAAUACUAGUGAAAAUAAAAUUUGGUCUGUUAAGAUGGCACAGUGAUAUUCUUUGAAUAGAUGCUACUUUGAAUGUGUUUUAAAUUUUUUUCCAGAAGCCCCAGAAAUUUAGGAGCUUAUUUUCUUAGUAACAAAAUAUUUGCUCUGAACAAUCCCAGAAGCAUAAUACAUUAGUAGAAAGAAAAGAGUAUUUAUAGCCAGUAAUUCAGCUGUUAUAAAUUAUGACUGUAAAGAAAGAGAAAAAGGUUCCUUUUUAAAACUUGCUGCCAGAUUCUGGUACAGCGAUGCUGAAUAAGUUAAGUAAUAUUCUUCUGAUGAACAGUCAAGUCUUGACUAGUUUUCAUUUAAAGAAGACUUUAUUAAGCAUUUUUCUCAAACUCAUAUUUUUUGUUCUGUUUUGAGCAGACUACCAUCUGAAUAAAACUCUCAGUGACUUUUUAGCCUACAUUAAAUUCUCACUGACAAACAGAUGAGAAUUAUUAUUGAUUUUCUCCAGAAAGAACUAAUAGGCUUUGCCAAAUAAAUCAUGCAGAUCCUAAGUGUGCUAUUCAUCUCUUCUGCAGAUUAUUGCUUAAAAGGCAUGAUAGUUGUCCUUUAAAAAUCAAAAGUCAAAUCAGUGCUUUGACUUGAAGUGAAAAAUUUGGACUGAUGGUUGUCCUGGGCCUUAUUAUUGUUUGGUUUUUUGCAGUUUGGAAAAUGAGAGGGCUGGCAGGCAUGGAUUCUUGGUAAGUGUGGAUUCUUAGUUUUUAGGGAACUCAACCACACCUGGAGGGUGGAGGUAACUGGUUUGUGUUAAUGAGUGGCUCAGUUAUUUAUCCCUCCCCAGUAUUAUGGAGCAACCUAAGUCUCCUGAGAAGCCAGAGCUGACAGUGGAGUUGAUAAUCUUCAACUUGGAUACACUUUGUGUCUGUGCGUCUGUCUGUGUGUCAGUCCUGGCCCAGGGCCCUGACCAGGUCCUGAAAUAUUCCAGCAUCUUUCACUGUUUCAGUUCCCUCUGUUCUGGAAGUUGUAGAUACUUUGUGCCCCUCCUAUCUUUCAAGAAUACAUUGUAGGUAAUUACUGUGUUUAUUUAAUUAGCUUUUUGUUGAUUUGAGCUUAUUUGGUGCAAUCACUGGUGCUUCUGCAGCAUACAUUUCAUCACCUGAUUUUUUUCCUAAUUAAUGGAAGAGUCUGAUCACCUACUUCCAAGUAGUUUUUAAGUACCCUUGAUUAUUUUUUGUUGUUGUUGUAUGGGAAUUGAUUUAGAGUUUAAGCAUGUCUCAACUAAUUGCAAGACAUAAUACCACAAAGCUGUAUGAAUUAGCAAAUACUAAUAUGUACUUAACAUCUGUUCUAGACACCAGUGUUUGUACCCGCACACAGAGGAUGCUGAAAUUAGAAAACAGGAACAAUGUAGUUUAUCCAAAGUCUGUAUUUCUCUAGUAAAUUUCAAAUUAUCAUGAGACAUAUAUCCCAUUCAAAUAUUCAUCUGUUCAGCAUCCUCACCAAAAAGAGAACUUUCUAGAUGACCCUUACGCCAGCAGAAGUUGUGGUUCUAGCUGACAUUACUCAAUUAACAUUGUAUGAGAUUUCUCCAAAUGUAGUGACUGCUGUAUCCAUCUUAAAGGAAAAAACAACCAAAACAACAACAACAACAAAAAGCAAACCCCAAAAAAACCCCCACAACCCAAAACCAACCAAACAAAAAAAUCCCCCAAAACAACAAAAACCACCCACAUCCUUUUCAUUUCUCCUGUUUGUUGCUAAAAUAAUGCAUUAUAAAUUUGCCAAGUCUUGCAAACCAGCACAAUUUCAUAUUCUGGGCACACCAUUAAUUUUCACAGAAAAUAUGUGUUUAGAAUCACUAGGUCUGCUCAAACAUUGAAUACAGUUAUUUUUCAGCAUUUUCCAUACAAUUAAUUUAACUGCCUUGUUGUAUCAAAAAUCCAGCUGUACCGGAAAAAAAAAAAAAAAAAAAACAAGCAAAUUUUUUUAAAAAGCUGGAAGAGGAAAAGGGGAAGGAAGAAACCCAUGUGUGACCUCUGGUGGUUUUAAGACUUACUCAGAAUAUUGUGCCUUCAUCAAUGAUUAAAUGACUCUCCCUUUU
Motacilla alba alba is the source of this 6282-nucleotide messenger RNA. It is a transcript of the gene SLC10A7, whose product is annotated as solute carrier family 10 member 7. NCBI's taxonomy places the organism in Eukaryota, Metazoa, Chordata, Aves, Passeriformes, Motacillidae. The record is from RefSeq and is a predicted model, not a curated record. The transcript is spliced from 13 exons. Gene Ontology annotation, cellular component: plasma membrane. Bases 162 to 1256 code for a protein of 364 amino acids.